AUUUUAAAAAGUUCCAGAUAAAAUGCACUAACGGAAAUGCUAUCAAAUAUCCGGUCUGUAUCACAGUGGAUACAGAAUACAGAAUACAGAAUGCAUCCUGUAUGUCUAAAGGAUAGUAACAGAAACUUCCACUAGAAAACUAGUGGAUUAGUCCACUAAAUAAUCCACUUGAAAUUUGGUGGAUUAGUCCGCUAACUAAUGGCGGCGGAUGUGCCCCUGCUAAGCAGUUAUAAAAGAGGGUUUGUAGGAAGACGAGUUUUUCAUACUUUGACCGGAUUUAAACCUCAUCCUGGAAACCAACCAUUCUUUAUUCCAAUAAUUCAGAUAUUUCUGUGGUGUUUGCCUGGCACAGUUGCUCUGCUAUCAGCUCAGAAUGAAGAGUAUGGGCCUUACAUCGGAGGUGUUUGUGUUUUCACACUCGGCCUACUUCUUCAUGUUGUACAGUGUACUGUAGUUCUAAUCAAGGGGCGGAUUGUUUCCACUGCGGCGGAUGAGAAUGGCGGAGGGGUUGGUGGUAUGUUGGAUGAGGAGGAUGAGAGUGGCGGAGGCAGAUCAUGGAUGACUCGUCUCAUCCCUGGGAAAAUUUUCAAAAUAAACUAUUUGAUUCAUCCAAUUGUAGCAGGGGGAGUCACAAUCUUGAGCUGCACAGUUCUGAAUUUAUUCAUCAUAGCGCAGGAUAUAGGAUACAUCAAUGGAAGUGUUGUCUAUGCUCUUUGUUGGAUUUCCUUUAAUAUAGGAGUUCAACCUCUGCUGAUUACACCUACUCCGGAAACUGCUACUUUUAGACAUGUUGACACCUACGAUCUCAAUGUAUACUCUAGACCACUGCACCUGGUUCUUCUACAGGUUUGCAUCUAUAUUGGUCUGUAUCUGGGUAAUCUCCCGGUAUUUGUACUGGUUUGUUAUUCCGUUCACUCAGCUCUAACCUUACUUUGGAUUCUAGGAAUUCUUCCCGGAAUUGAACCUUUGCUACUCUGGAUCAGUGAGCAGACCUUAGUAUUCGUGUUCGGGGGAAGUAAGACCAGUUCUGUUAGGAAACUAAUCUUAUCUUUUCUCCUCUCAACCCUCCAGGUUACCGCAGUUUGUUUAAUUUCCAAAGAUCUUCAUACUGUUAUUCUUAUAUCAGCUUACAGUGGAUACAUCCUGAGCUCACAUCUUCUUGGAAUAUUUUCUUUUUUCAAAGAAAUCCACCAGAAGGGAACCAAGGUCGGAGCAAGUCAAACUAUAGUAGCUGGUCAACCUACAGAAGCUGGUCAACCAACAGGAGCAGGUCAAACUACUGAAGCUGGUCAACCAACAGGAGCAGGUCAAGCUACUGAAGCUGGUCAACCAACAGGAGCAGGUCAAACUACUGAAGCUGGCCAAAUUACAGCUGGAUCCCCUGUAGCAGGUCAAUCUAUUGUAUAUCCAGAUAUGAAAUAUGAAAAACCUGGAGUUGGUUUAAGAUUCCUAGGUUCUCCAAGAUGGAUUCAUUUUAUUCAAUCCAUUCUUUCUCAUCUAAGCAACAUAAUCCUACUCACCCUUCUAAUAACCUUAGUCGAGAACAAUCUUACUUUACAACAAAAACAAGAUGGUGGGAACUGGGUUGGUUGGAUACUGGUAGGAUAUACUGCUGUACUAUUCCUAUACCUGGAGCUAAACAAGGUUUAUUCAUUUUGCGGAGCUCUUCGAUCUCCGAUAUAUACCCUGAGGAGGCCGGCAGGGUUUACUCCGAUAAACUACUUGUUCUCGCUUCUCCAUCCGUCCCUGGGAGCUCUACUUUCUAUUCUUUUCGCUAUUCUAACAGCUUCAGGAGAUACCAAAACUAUUUCAAGACUGAGUGGAGAGUUUGGAAUAUCCUUCCUUCUUGAGGUUCUCUCAGUUCUCCGGGUACUCCGUUGGAGUUGGCAGAGCACUGUAUCCGUCCUGCUAGAGAUCAGUGCUUAUCAGAUCAUAGCUUUCAUACUAGAUCGGAGCAAUUUCAACCCAGGAGUAGGUUGGGAGUUAUCAAACCUUCAGGUUCUCAUGCUCAUCAGCUUGUGUAGAGAUAGAUUAGGACAAAUUGUGGAUAAACUGUUUUUCUUCCUGGUUCUCACAGCAACAUCUAUGGAAGAUAGAGCUUCAAGGAGACCGUAUGCUAUAAUCCUAUUUCAGUUAAACCUGAUCUUCUUUCCGUUUGUGUUUGUUCUUAUCCUUAUCUCCUCUCUUCUCUCAGCUCCUCUUCUCCCCCUCUUCUCACUUCCUGUCUACUUUCUUACUUUUCCUAGACCUUCCAGCUUCUGGCCUGCUGCAGCAGGUACAGGUGAGGCUAGUGUUUUCUCCGAUGACUCUCUCUACUACCAACAGUGCUCCAGGUCUACCCUGAGCUCUCUAGAGAAAGCUGCAAGGUUCGGAAACCUUGGUAAUCUCCAACCUCAAGAUAUACUGCUGCUCCGACAUGAGGAUAGAAUCAUGUGGGCUCUGGUUGGAGAGGUUGGAAACAGAUUUAUCUCGUUGAAUCUUCGAGGCAUGGAACUACAGGAAACCUCCUGCCAUAGUUUAGAAGCUACCAGGAUAGAUGACAUCUUCGACUCAGCAUUCGAGAAGAAGACGUUGAUGAACAGGUUCAUGUUCCACACCCUCACCCCCCUCAAUACCCUCGAGGUCAACAUGUACUCCGAUACCAAGAAUGUUCUCACAGGAGUGAUUAACACCAAGGAAACUCUCCAGGUUGUGGCGGAGUCCUUCCUGGAGUGUUUUCUCUGGUUUGUGGUUGAACAUGUGUACCAGGAGAAUAAGGACGGAGGAGAGAAGAAGGGGAAGAGAGAAGAAGACGAGAAGGGAAGAAGAGGAGACACCGCUGUUGUUUCUUUUGACGAAGAGGCACCUGAGAGUGGAGAAGGUUUGAACCUGGUGGAUCAAGUAAACCUAUCCGCUAGUAUAGAACAGGUUAAUCUAGACUCCUGGCCGGACUCAGAUGAAAACCUUCCAUGGGCGACCAGGAACCCUGCAGGAAAUCAACGUCUGGGUAGCGUCCGUAUUAGUAGAUAUCUCCAGCAUCAGGACUCCAGCUCCAGUAUAUUCAAGGACCUGGAGCAGGACGAGGUUCAGGAUUUUCAAGAGAUUAGGAUCAAUCACAGAGUCCCAGAAUUAGAAAACCAGCUGAUACAACCAGACAAAACGGAGAGUUUGUUGCCCGGACUCCUGGAUCCAAUACGUCCCAGCUCCUCCACCCUUGGAUGGAAACCUUUACAGAAAACCAUCCUUACUCCGGCUAAACUCAGGGCCAACCUGAGACCAGAGUCCUUGAGAUUUGAGCUCCCUGAUCACUGGUUUGACCGGAUUAAGGACUCUGAACCAGAUCAGGGCUGGUUCCCCUCCAGGUUCUACACACACUGUAUCCAGGUUAAGGAUUCAGCUGCUGCAGAGGAUUCAAUCCUACUCCGACAGUAUAAAAUACUUACUCAGUAUAUCUUCAAUAAGAUCUACGGGGUUGGAGGUAGUCCGUCCAACGCUUAUCUCCAGGGACCUAAUCAUGUAUUUAAACACUUCAAGGAUUUCUCCAGUUCAACUCUAUCCUCGGAUCUGAGGGAUAUAACACACCAGGCAUAUAGAGCAGCAGUUAAACUUGCUCUAGAUAAAGUUCUUCUGGGAGACAUGGAACAAGAUGAAAUAAUAACAAAUCUCUCCGAACUUAAGAAAAACUGGUUCCUGGGCAUGGAAACUGAUCCUAGAUGGAAGGAGAGUAUUGUCACAGAAGUUCCUAAUUUGUUCAGUUUACAGAUAAAUGAGGGUAGAGAAACUGGACAAACCGUAUUCAAGUCUCAUAUUCUAAACCUGAGAACCUGUCAGGUGAAGGUUGGAAGGUUGAAAGGAGAGGUUGUGAGAGGCCUGUGGUCUUCUUUAUCUCUCGAACUCUUGUAUCUGACCAAUGACGAUGAAGAAAGAUAUAGUAUACAGGCUGACGAAAGAUUACUCAGAAACUUGACUGUUCAAGCUGCCAACCCUCCUUUAGGAUAUUCAAUCUUUAAUUCUGGAACUACAACCUUCUCUAGAUGAUGAUAAGACAAACUAUAAUUAAUUAAUAAUAAUUUUGAAUUUAGCAAUAUUUUUGAUAUUCUUGCAUUGAAUGUUUGUAUGU
This is a messenger RNA of Eurytemora carolleeae, 4099 nucleotides long. Its product is annotated as pecanex-like protein 4. The coding region runs from base 199 to 4017 and encodes 1272 amino acids. Lineage: Eukaryota; Metazoa; Arthropoda; Copepoda; Calanoida; Temoridae. The record is from RefSeq and is a predicted model, not a curated record. Gene Ontology annotation, cellular component: membrane. The transcript has 28 exons.